UGUUAUCUCCCUAACAGCUGUUAAGUUUCAAACGCAGCUAACUUAAGUGUACGUGUCUUUUCUUCCUGUUCUCUGUAAUAAGCAAGAUGCCCGGUGUUACUGUAAAAGAUAUCGACCAACAUGCGGUUGUUAAAGCAGUAGCGGUCUUUCUGAAGAAGACGGGUAAAUUGAAAGUCCCCGAUCAAAUGGAUAUUAUUAAAACGGCCAAAUACAAAGAAUUGGCGCCUUAUGAUCCCGAUUGGUUUUACAUACGUUGCGCUUCAAUUUUGAGGCAUUUAUACCACCGUAGCCCUGCUGGCGUUGGUUCAAUUACAAAAAUUUAUGGUGGCCGCAAACGUAAUGGGGUACAUCCGUCGCAUUUUUGUCGUGCUGCUGAUGGCGCCGCUCGCAAAGCAUUACAGGCCCUAGAACAUGCUCGACUUAUCGAGAAACAUCCUGAUGGUGGUCGCAAAUUGACACCAAUUGGACAACGUGAUUUAGAUCGUAUUGCUAACCAAAUAGUAGCUAAACAACGAGAGUCCGCAAAACAAUGUGGACCUUUGGUCAUUUCUAAAUAAAAAGAAACGGAUGCUAAGUUUAUGAUAAUAAAAA
Glossina fuscipes is the source of this 591-nucleotide messenger RNA. It is a transcript of the gene RpS19a, whose product is annotated as 40S ribosomal protein S19a. Lineage: Eukaryota; Metazoa; Arthropoda; Insecta; Diptera; Glossinidae. Gene Ontology annotation, cellular component: ribosome; cytosolic small ribosomal subunit. The transcript is spliced from 3 exons. Gene Ontology annotation, molecular function: structural constituent of ribosome; RNA binding. Gene Ontology annotation, biological process: translation; ribosomal small subunit assembly. The record is from RefSeq and is a predicted model, not a curated record. The coding region runs from base 87 to 557 and encodes 156 amino acids.